Molecule: messenger RNA, 771 nt
Organism: Exophiala mesophila
Lineage: Eukaryota; Fungi; Ascomycota; Eurotiomycetes; Chaetothyriales; Herpotrichiellaceae
Exons: 2
Coding region: 1-771 (256 amino acids)
Source: RefSeq, a predicted model, not a curated record
AUGUCUGCAACCAAGCCCUCAGUGGUUAUCAUUCCUGGGUCUUUCAGUCCAGACUACUUCUACUUCGACAUUGUGAAGAAGCUACAGGAAUAUGGAUAUGAGGCACAGGUGAAGAACUUGCCAUCAGCCAGCCGACUUCCCCCGGAGCAGCCUGCGACCAUGUAUGAAGACGCAGAUUUCUUUCGUGGUUUGGUUGAGCAACUCGCAGACCAGGGAAAAGAUGUCGUUUUGGUGACACAUUCAUAUGGUGGAGUGGUUGGAUCGGAGGCCGCAAAAGGGGUGCUCAAAACGGAUCGAGAAGCUGCAGGAAAACCAGGUGGACUGGUCAAGCUGGUUUAUCUGACAUCUGUGGUCCCGGAGCCGGGGGUGUCUCUCGGUGGUCAAAUGGGCGCUACCCUACCGACUACCAUCGAAAUUGAGGAAACUGGUUUCAUGCGUCAGACCAAGUUCGAAGUAGGCUCGAAAGAGUGCUUCUCGGACCUGCCUCUAGAAGAGGCGAUUGAAUGGGGAAAGAAAAUGUCCAAACAGUCUGCAGUCAGUUUCAGCAACGAGUUGACAUAUCCUGGCUACAAGUAUGUACCAGUUUCGUAUAUAUUCUGCGAGCAAGAUCAGAUCCUGCGACCAGAUUUUCAAACAAGCGUUAUUGCUGGCAUUGAGAAAAUGUCAGGCAAUAAGGUUGAUGUGAGACGCUUGAACACCGGGCACUGCCCAAAUGUCAGCAAUCCUUUGGGGACUGCAAAGGUCAUUGCGGAGGCCAUAGUCGGAGCUUAG